CGGUCGAAUUUCGUAAACAUUGCGUCGGGGCGCUAUUAUCUUCAAUACAACUGUCUCUACUGAAUAUUUACCAUACAUUACGCGAUUUUAUGCAUGCGUAGGUCACGUGUGAGGCGUUAUAACGCGCUCUAGCGCGUUGUCUGCAGAGUCCGCGGAAGGAGGCGUGACUCCCGCGUUUACUGUUACAUUGUGACACCGGAGUUCAUUCAGAUACAGAUCAGAUCUGCCCGACACUCGCCAAACUAGUCUGAGGUGCAGACGGAAGUAAAAUGAGUGCAGCUCUCUUACACAGACUGAAGCCCGCAGUGAGCGUCGCGAGCCGCCUGUGGAGCUGCAAACCCCCGCGGAUCGAGCCGAGCAGCGCAGCCGCCUCAGUGAGACUCUACAGCGGACUGAUGGAGUCCCGAGCGCCGCUCUUCAGACAGCUCUUUGAGUCUGAGAGCAGCACAUACACGUACCUGCUGGCGGAUGCUGACAGCCGAGAGGCCGUUCUGAUCGAUCCGGUGCUGGAGACAGUGGACAGAGAUCUGCAGCUCAUCAGUGAACUGGGCCUGACGCUCAAAGUGGCCUUGUUGAUGAUCAGGAUUAUCAGAUGUCUGACGGUGCGAGAGACGCCGGGACACACAGACGGAUGCGUGACGUACGUCUCUGAAGACGAGCGCAUGGCCUUCACCGGAGACGCUCUGCUCAUCCGCGGCUGCGGACGCACCGACUUCCAGCAAGGUAGUCCUCACAGACUGUAUGAGUCUGUCCAUAAAAAGAUCUUCACUCUGCCGGGGCACUGUUUCGUUUACCCCGCUCACGACUACAAGGGGCAGACCGUGUCCACCGUCGAUGAGGAGAAGAAGUUCAAUCCACGGCUGACGAAGACUCUCCCUGAGUUUGUGAACAUCAUGAACAACCUCAACCUCCCCAAACCUAAGAAAAUAGGUACA
Sinocyclocheilus rhinocerous is the source of this 935-nucleotide messenger RNA. RefSeq names its product ETHE1 persulfide dioxygenase (gene ethe1). Gene Ontology annotation, cellular component: mitochondrion. The record is from RefSeq and is a predicted model, not a curated record. NCBI's taxonomy places the organism in Eukaryota, Metazoa, Chordata, Actinopteri, Cypriniformes, Cyprinidae. The transcript has 6 exons. Gene Ontology annotation, molecular function: sulfur dioxygenase activity. The annotation marks the transcript as partial. Gene Ontology annotation, biological process: hydrogen sulfide metabolic process; glutathione metabolic process.